Messenger RNA from Plasmodium malariae, 744 nucleotides. RefSeq names its product haloacid dehalogenase-like hydrolase, putative. NCBI's taxonomy places the organism in Eukaryota, Apicomplexa, Aconoidasida, Haemosporida, Plasmodiidae. The transcript has 8 exons. Gene Ontology annotation, molecular function: phosphomannomutase activity. Gene Ontology annotation, cellular component: cytosol. The record is from RefSeq and is a predicted model, not a curated record. Bases 1 to 744 code for a protein of 247 amino acids. Gene Ontology annotation, biological process: protein N-linked glycosylation; GDP-mannose biosynthetic process; mannose metabolic process.
AUGACUACGAAUAAGAAACACAAAUUUUUUCUGUUUGACGUCGAUGGAACUUUGACUCACUCUAGAAAACCGAUCGACCAAAAUAUGGUUGGCAUUUUGUUAGAACUGAAGUCGAGGGACAAAAAUUCCAUAGGAGUAGUAGGAGGCUCUGAUUAUAAAAAAAUCAUAGAACAAAUAAAACACCCCGAGAUGUUUGAUUAUAUAUUCUCUGAAAACGGUGUAGUGGCACAUAAGAACAACGAGCAGUAUUUUUCGGAGAGUAUAACCAGUUUUUUGGGAGAGGAGAAAUUAAAAAAGGUGAUAAAUUAUUGCUUGGUAUAUAUUGCUAAUUUGGAUAUACCAAAGAAGAGAGGUACAUUUGUGGAAUUACGAAAGGGGAUAAUAAACAUUAGUCCUAUUGGUAGGAAUUGCUCUCAGGAAGAGAGGGAAGAAUUCUGUGCAUAUAAUUUAGAGAAGGAUGUUAUUAAAACUUUUCGCUUAAACCUGAUGAAUGAGUUCAAGGAUUUUAACUUGACGUUUUCCAUUGGGGGACAGAUAUCGAUAGACUGCUUUCCAACAGGGUGGGACAAGACAUUUUGCUUAAGACACAUCGAAGGGAUAUUCAGCGAAAUUUAUUUUUUUGGUGAUAAGACGGAAAAGGGAGGAAAUGACUACGAACUAUUUAACGACAAAAGGGUGCGAGGCUACUCAGUCACAUGCCCAGCGGAUACUAUACAAGUUAUAAGGACGUUUUUAGACACAUGA